AUGGUAAUGACAUCUAGGCUGCGUCAAAAAACUAUUGUUUACAAAAUAAUAUUGAAAUUGAAUAGUAUUUUAAAGUACUGGUUAGAAAUGAUAAAUGUAUCAUCAAUACAAAAAAAUAACAAAAGCGAAUCACCUAAGACUCCUGGUGGUAUUAGUAAAUCUUUAUUAACCCCUUGUCGAAGGGUCGGACUUUCUCGUAAUUGGAGAAAAAGUGGUCCUUCGCCUUUUAUUUCUCCUUUAUCAGGUAGUGAAAGUAAUGUUGAACCAAAACAAGAACAAAGCACAAAAAAGAGAAAGUUUCCCGCAGAGGAGGAAUCGUUGCAAGAGGAUCCUAAUGUGGAAUGUAUAGACGCUCAUACGUCCUGUAAUACACCACGCAACAAUGUUAUUAAUAGAAGUCGUAAUUUUUUACCAAGAAAAAAAUCUAAAACUUUAUUACUAGCAAAGGAAUGUGAAGAGGAAAAUGAAAAUGUUCCUCAAAUAUCAGAUAUAACAAACGAUGAAAGAGUUGAUUCUGUAAAACUCGAAGUUGAGCCAGAUUCUCCCAAAAAUAUAAAGGUAUCAAAACUAUCUAGGACAAUUUCUAAAAAUAAAUUAAAGGUACUUAAUUGUAAAUCUAAUAACACAGAGGCUGCAGUAGAAAUAAAUAAUAGUCAAAAUACCAAAGUGGAAUAUAAGCAGAAAAGUCCAGAUAAUUUAGCUAAAGAGUGUAUUGUUGUUAUUCAAAAGAAACUAUUUAAAUCGUCUAUUGACAAGAUAGAUACUUGUGAUAAAUUGAAACCAGUUGAAAAUAACUCUAGAACACAAGUUUUAUUUGAUUCUGAUUCGGACGACACACCUUUGAUUAAUUUAAAUAAGGAACAAAAUCAAACAUCAAUACUGACAAAUGAUGAUGACGAUGAAUUUCAAGAAAAUAAAAAAACAGUUAAAAAAUUGCAACACAAAACAACAUCAACAACUGAAUUAAAAACUAAUAGUAAAGUCAAAUCAAAAUCUAAAACAACUAAAAAUAAAAAUAAGCCGAAGGAGGUAGAAUAUCUUGUACAGUCAUCACAACAGUCAAAUGAUUUUGAUGACGAUGAUUUUGUAAGUGAUAAGAGAACGAUACUGAUUAAAAAAUCAUAUGAUAAGAUCACAAAACCUUCUAAAUCAAAGUCUACAGGAUCAAUCACACAAAAAGAUAUUGAUGAAUUAAAAGGGAGAAUAGAAAUGAAGAAAAAUUUACUCUUAGCAAAAGCAAUGACUAAUGAAACGGAUGAAUUAAGAAGUUUAAUUAAAAAAUGGCAAAAGGGAUGUCAGAAUGCUUUAACAGAGCUUCUGGAAUUAAUGAAAACGAAGAUGCCUGAUCGUCAAAAUAUGGACACCUCGGAGAUUUUACAGUUAUUAAAAAUUCCACCAGACUUAGUUGGUUAUGAUUCUGAAAACGAUAUCUUUAACACUCCUGAUGAUGCCAACAUUGUUCUAUCUGGAUUUAGUCUUAAAUAAUUUAUCUUUAUUUAAUAAUCUAAUUAGUUUCUAUUUCAACAUAAGGAUACACAAUUCCUGUUUUUCUAUAUUUUGUGCUUUAACAAUAUUAAAAGAUAUAUUUUUAUUGUGUUUUAAUAAAUUUUGAACUAAAUAUUCCAAAUGGAGGAGGAAAGAGGAUGUACUUUGGCAUUAUGAAGGCAAUCCUAUGCAAUAUAA
Vanessa atalanta (red admiral) is the source of this 1683-nucleotide messenger RNA. Its product is annotated as myb-like protein X. The coding region runs from base 1 to 1485 and encodes 494 amino acids. The record is from RefSeq and is a predicted model, not a curated record. The transcript is spliced from 2 exons. NCBI's taxonomy places the organism in Eukaryota, Metazoa, Arthropoda, Insecta, Lepidoptera, Nymphalidae.